Stomoxys calcitrans (stable fly) is the source of this 4012-nucleotide messenger RNA. RefSeq names its product regulator of nonsense transcripts 2 (gene Upf2). Gene Ontology annotation, cellular component: exon-exon junction complex; cytoplasm. The record is from RefSeq and is a predicted model, not a curated record. Gene Ontology annotation, biological process: nuclear-transcribed mRNA catabolic process, nonsense-mediated decay. The transcript is spliced from 6 exons. NCBI's taxonomy places the organism in Eukaryota, Metazoa, Arthropoda, Insecta, Diptera, Muscidae. The coding region runs from base 57 to 3602 and encodes 1181 amino acids. Gene Ontology annotation, molecular function: RNA binding; protein binding.
GCUUGCAUAUUUCACACCGUAGAUUAUCCCACUUUUAGGAGUUCUUUAGCGUAGCAAUGGUGGAGGAAAAAGACUUGGAAGGUAGUGAAGCGGAUACCAAGGAGAUGGAGGCCGCUCCCGAUCCCGCGGAAGUAGAACGUCAAGAAAAAGAAGAACUAAAUGCCUUCCUCACAGAAUUGAAAUCCAAAAUUACAGCAAAAUCCCAUUUGCGUUAUGAGAACACAAAUUUCGAUUUGCCAGAAGAGUCCUAUUUUGCCAAACUGGAUUCCAGCCUAAAACGCAACACGGCGUUUGUCAAGAAACUUAAGCAAUUUACAGCAGCUCAGUUGGAUUCCCUAAUGAAGGAUAUGAAGGGCCUGAAUUUAAGCAAAUACAUAUCGGAAAUAUGUUCAGCAUUGUCCGAAGCCAAGAUAAAAAUGACUGAUGUACCCGCUGUGGUGAUGUUGUGCUCCAAACUGCAUCAAACCUAUGCAGAUUUCGAUAAUGAAUUCUUUGAGGCUUGGCAGAAAACUUUGCAACUAAAACCAGGAGAGAAAAUAGCCAAUGCCAGCAAGCUGCGAGUGGAUUUACGUUUGUUUGCCGAACUCGUUAGCUCGGGCGUUAUUAAUAGCAAACAGGGUUUGGGACUGCUGGGAAAUGUUCUCACCAAUGUCAUAUCGCAAGAUAAGGAAGAUCACAGCAAUUUCUCAAUAAUUUUGUCAUUUUGUCGUCACUGCGGUGAGGAGUAUGCCGGCCUGGUGCCUACAAAAAUGAUCAAUUUGGCUGCAAAAUAUGGAGGCCAAAUACCCAAAUCGGAUUUUCUAGCGCCCGAUAAGCAACAGAAUCUGAAAAAUCUGCUGAAGGAUUACUUUAAAUAUUUGUGCAAAUAUUUGCUCGCUGAACAGGCAGAAUUGAUGAACAUGACAAAUAAUUUGAAGAAGGCCAUGGCAUCCAAAGGUGAAAUCUCUACCAAAACCAAGGAGAAGUGUGAGCUCAUGCAGGCUAAUUUCGACAAGCUUUUAUCUUCGGCUCAAACACUUUCGGAUUUGCUAGAUGAGCCUUUGCCUGAGUUGGCCAAAGAAAUUGAAAUUUGCAAUCCUGGGGCUGUCAUUGAGAACAUGAUGGAUGAGGCAGCUCUGGGAGAGCUUGAUCCUUGGGGGGACGAGGAAACCAAAAGUUUCUAUGUAGAUUUGCCUGACUUGCGACAGUUUCUGCCGAAUUUCUCUGCGCCCAAAAUUGAUCCAGAGCAAAUUGAGGAUACUUCGGUAAUGACUGAAGAGGCUUUAGAUGCCGAAAUUGAUAAUGACUUAGAUUUAGAUGAUCCUCCCUCAACGGCCUCAGAUCCUGCCAAUGACAAAGACGAUAAGGAUAUCGAUGAGGUGACUGGAGCAGGCGCAUUGCCUGAUAAAAUCGGCAAUGCCCUUAUGGAAGCUGGACGCAUGAGCAAUCAAUCGGCAGGUUCAAUUAAACAACAGUUUGCUCAAUUUUUGAAAAAUCUUAAUAACUGUGUCAACAAGGAGCUCAUCGACUCGGCGGCCAUAGAAUUCCUACUUAACUAUAAUACCAAGAAUAACCGCAAGAAACUGACUAAAUCCAUAUUUGCGGUGCAUAGAAAUCGUUUGGAUUUAUUACCCUUCCUCUCGCGUUUUGUGGCCAUUGUCAAUCUUUGCAAUACGGAUGUUGCCCUUGACCUGUCUGAAAAUUUGCGCAAAGAAUUUAAAUGGCAUAUUCGCAUGAAAAACCAAUUGAAUAUUGAAUCGAAGAUAAAAAUUGUGCGUUUUAUGGGUGAAAUGGUUAAAUUUGGCCUACUCAAGAAAUUCGAUGCCCUUAGUUGUUUGAAAAUAUUGUUGCGCGACUUUCAGCAUCAUCAAAUAGAAAUGGCCUGUGCGUUCAUAGAAGUAGCUGGAGUCUAUCUCUACAACUGCAAGGAUACCCGUUGGUUGAUGAAUACCUUCCUCGACCAAAUGUUGCGUCUGAAAACUGCCACCGCUUUAGACUCCAGACAUGCUGCCCAAGUAGAGAAUGUCUACUAUUUGGUUAAACCACCGGAAACAAUAAAGCAAGAUGUUGUUUUAAGACCACCCAUACAUGAGUACAUACGGCAUUUGGUAUUCGAAGAGUUGAAUAAACAAAAUGUGGAACGUUCCAUUAAAAUGCUGAGGCGCAUCAAUUGGAAUGAUCCCACAGUCAGCAGUUAUGUCAUCAAAUGUUUGUCAAAGGCUUAUCUCUUGCGCUUCCCAUUAAUUCGCUGCUUGGCAGACUUGCUCUCUGGUCUUAGCUCAUAUCAGGAAAGAGCUGUAACCAUGGUCAUUGAUAAUGUUUUUGAAGACAUAAGGGCUGGUCUGGAAAUUCAUUCGCCUAAAUUAGCCCAACGACGCAUUGCCAUGGCCAAGUACUUGGGUGAACUUUACAACUACAAGUUGGUGGAAUCCAAUAACAUUUUAAAUACCUUGUACUCCAUUAUCUCCUUGGGGGUGUCUACGGAAGAGGGUGUGGUUUCGCCUUUGGAUCCACCUGAUAGUUUGUUUCGUUUGAAAUUGGCCUGUGUUUUGCUGGAUACCUGUGGCCCCUACUUCACCAGUUCAACCAGCAAACAAAAAUUGGAUUACUUUCUGGUUUUCUUCCAAAACUAUUACUGGUACAAAAAAUCCAAUCCCAUUUUUAGCAGGGUACAAGACACCCAUGACUUGUUUCCCAUAAUUGUUGAUCACAUGUACCGCGAAUGUUUGGCCAAUGUAAGGCCAAAGCUAAAGCUAUACAAGAGUCUGGAACAAGCUAAAGAAGCCAUAGAGAAACUCAAGGAGAAGUUGUAUCCUCAGCUUAAGGAAAUUACCGCACAGAGUUGCGAGGAGAGCAGUAAUUUGCAAUCAAUACCCGAAGAUAGUGAAUUUGAUGAUGGAGCCAGUGAUGAUUCGUCCUCUGAAAUGGAUCGUAGACCCCGCGAUGAAGUCGCGGAUGAUGAGGAUGCCGCCAAUCAAGCCAACACCACUGACUGGACUGAAAACGAAGGCAUGCCAGAAGAUGAAUGCAUUAUGGUUCCCAAAAUUCCCGAAAAGACUAAAGAAGAUUUGGAAUUUGAACAAAUGUUUGAAAAAAUGGCCCAAGAUUCAUAUCAAGAACGUUUAAAGGAAACUGUUAAACCCAACACCAAGGAUAUACCAGUACCCAUGAUGGUAAGAAAUAACAAAAAAUCCUAUGAACAAAUUGCUUCCAUGCCAACUACGGCUACCUCGCAACAAUCAACGACAACUGCUGGUGACACCUCCAAACCUAAUUCCUCUGCAGCUGGGGGUGCUGGUGCUGCUACUGGAGCUGGACCCAUUAACUUUGUACUCAUGGUACGCGGUGGCAAAGGCGGCAAACAACAAUUUAAACAAUUUGUUGCUCCCUCCGAUUCUCAAUUGGCCAUUAACUUGAAAUUGCAAGAGGAAAAAAUACGCGAAGAAAAGGAAAAAGUUAAACGUCUUACGCUUAAUAUUACCGAACGCAUUGAGGAGGAGGAUUACCAGGAAUCCCUAAUGCAAUCGCAGCGCAGCAGCCAGACCAAUCUGUAUGCACGUCCUAGUAAACCUAAAUUUAAGCAUCAAAAAGGCGCCCCUGAUGUUGAUUUAAUUUUCCAUUGACACACUGAUAAAAUACUCUAAAUCUCUAUGGGGGAUUUGUGUUACUUCCGACAAACCAGUAAGGGGGAUGAAACUCUCGUCAGAUAUUAUUAUCCCUCCGCCUGGACUUUCAAGGCAGAGUCAGUUAGCAGUUGAGUCAGGUGUUAGCGCUUGCAUCAAAUUGCGUUUAUUCCCAAUACUCAAGCCUUGAAUGAUUGAAUGACUUACAUAUAUACAUAUGGCAUGCUGCAGUUAAUUUACACCACCACACUACCACUAUCAUCAUUAUAAAAUGAUAUAAAAAUGUAAUUAUAGCAUAUAUCUCUCUCGUCCUUCUUAUUUUUUGUAGAAUGUAGAUUGAGAUUCGAUUAUUUGUUACAGCUGUCGUUUUAAUAAUUUUCAGUGAAAUAAAAACUAUGUAUAAAAUUCAA